Molecule: messenger RNA, 2799 nt
Organism: Salmo salar (Atlantic salmon)
Lineage: Eukaryota; Metazoa; Chordata; Actinopteri; Salmoniformes; Salmonidae
Product: extracellular matrix protein 2
Biological process (GO): positive regulation of cell-substrate adhesion; extracellular matrix organization
Cellular component (GO): extracellular matrix
Molecular function (GO): heparin binding; collagen V binding; protein binding
Source: RefSeq, a predicted model, not a curated record
ACCUUUGGGGUUUUUCUGGGGUGUGUGGUCAAAAAAUAUUUGUUGGGGGUGAGAGUAUUUAAAGGUCCUUCAGGAGUUGAGAUUCCUCACACUCAGUUUGAAAGGGUUUCUUUCCAAAGGAAGACUGACCAGGAGAGUCCAGGGCAGAGCUGAUCAUGAACAGAUUAGCGCUCCUAUGUCUCUGCCUAUGCGCAGCAGUCUCACUAAUCAGUGGGAAGCCCAGCAGGAGAGCAGAGAAGCUCAAGAGGUCCAAACCCCUGGUAGCAACUGACUCAUCUGAACCGGAUGAUACUAAUGAUGCUGUUUUCCCCGGCCGCAGGGGGCAGUGCUCGGUGAAUGGGAUGUCCCUGUUUGACGGGGCUAUGUGGUCGCCUCAGCCCUGCCUCGUGUGCCAGUGUCAGAUGGGAACUGUCAGCUGUCACCCUGUUCCCUGCGCCGGUUCAAACAACAAGCAGACAGUGGCUCCCAAAGCCAAGAAGCCCUCCCCUAAUGCAGAGGACAAAGAGGGGAUCCCAAAGUGGAAGAAGAGUUUCCAAAGGAGAGCAGGAAGUCAGAAGAAGGAGGAGCAGCCUGUUACUCCAGUGAAAUUGAAGAAGCAAGAAGAAGAGGUGAAGAAACAGGAAGUGGCAGUGAAGACAGAGGUUAGGAGGGCUGAGGUCCCUGUGGCCAAGAGGCGUGACCCGAAGAUAACCAAAGUCAGCCUUCCAUACCUUCCCUACGAUGACGAUGAUGACGAUCACGAUGACCACGAUCACAGCGAGCAUGAUGAUGAUGAUGACGACGAUGACGAUUACAUCAUCAGGGCCAUGGGAAAACCCACCAUGAGGUCCAACAGGCACCCGGUUGUGGCACCGACGGGGAGACCAGUCACCAUGGUGACUGGCCGACUGGCUACGACCACCACUAGGAAACCCGUGGCGAGGGCGCCGGGUCCAGGACAUCCUGUGGUCACGUUCCCCAGGAGACACAGCAUCAUGGAGUCUCUCCCUGCUGGCUGCCUGCUCUUGGAGUCUCUGAUCACCUGUGGCAGCACUGGCAUGGCCCACAUCCCUAUCCUCUCAGACCAGGGGAUCAAGACCCUCUAUCUGGCAGACAAUAAGAUCAGUAAGAUCCCUCCCCAGGCGCUGGCUGGGCUGCCCAACCUGGAGUGGCUGGACCUGAGCAAGAACAAGCUGGACGACUCCUCCAUCAGCCCUGACCUGUUCCAGAUCCUGACCAAGCUGAGGAGCCUGAAUUUAGAUGGCAACAAUCUGACCAAAGUCCCCUCGUUUCUACCGCCAUCCCUGGUGGAGCUGAAGAUCAAUGACAACAAGAUCCUGGGCCUCACACCUAGUAGCUUUAAAGGUUUGUCCAAACUGCUGACACUGGAGCUUGAGGAUAACCACUUCCACGAUGGGAAUGUGUCACCUUUGACCUUCCGGCCCCUGAAGAAACUAAUCUAUCUGCGACUGGAGGACAACAAGUUCCGGGCCAUUCCCUCUGGGCUUCCUACGACCCUGCAGACACUUCACCUGUCAGAUAACAGAAUAGAAGAGGUGCAUGAGAGGAUCCUUAACAAGACCGUCAACCUCAGGUUUCUGGACCUCAGUUAUAACAAGAUCCGGGAGGACCGCAUAGCCCCAAGGGCCUGGAUACACCUGUUAAAGUUGGAGUCGUUGGAUCUGUCGCACAAUAAGCUGGUGCAUGUUCCCUCCUUCCUCCCUGUGGGCCUUAAGCAGCUCCACCUGCACCACAACCAGAUUGAACGGAUCCCUGGCUACGUGUUUGGCCACAUGAAACCGGGAUUGAACCUCCUUCACCUGUCCCACAACAGGCUGAGCAACGACGGCAUUGAUAAUGUGUCAUUCCUGGGUCUGUACAACACUCUGACUGAACUCCUGCUGGACCACAACCAGCUUCGCUCCAUCCCCAGGGGGCUACUGAAGCUCAAGAGCCUGCAGCUCCUCCGCCUCAACCACAAUGUUAUCAGGUACGUUCCUCUGAACUCUCUGUGUGACACGCGCCUGAGCGACGACUCGCCCCUAGUCUCCGUUCACCUGGAGUACAACCUGAUUGACCGGCGACUCAUCCCACCCACUGCCCUCUCCUGCAUCAAGACCUACCACAGCAUCAUACUACGGCCACAGAGUCACGAGGAAGAUUACCACCAUGAGGAUUACUAGUAUCCCCCUUCCUCCCCUCCCUCCUCCUCUUUCACCCCUCUCUCCAACCCCCUGUCAGUUUGUCCUGGGUUUGACCUAGUGCCUCAUUACAUAAUUCCCUCUGAGUCUGUAUCUGAUUGUCUUCUUCUCUGAUGCGUUGUGAUUAGGUUAGUCAGACUUAUGAUACCCACGCUGUAUGCAACAGGUGAACUGGAUAUCAUAAGGUGAAUGCACCAAUUUGUAAGUCGCUCUGGAUAAGAGCGUCUGCUAAAUGACUUAAAUGUAAUGUAAAUGUAACUUAGACUUCUAUCCUAAGUCUUACCAUAAGUCUAGGGCAAUGUUAAUGCAACCAGCCCUUUGUCAGUGGGCUUCAUUAUCGCAAGUAAUAAAGCAGAUUAUGUGUUUGUCUUUGACCUGUUUCACAGAUUCCCUCUGUAAGGCAGUGUUAGGUUUUACUUGUGACUUUAAUCUUGCUUGAUAGUAGCAUGUAUCAAAAGAAACAGAAUUUGCAGUUACCCAGGGUGAUCCAGGUAGCUACUUGAUAGUAGUGCCCUCUACUCUAGACUCACUGUUUUUUUUAUGAAUUGAUGAACAACUGUUUCAACUUUGUGACCAACUUGUGUAAUGAAACAUUUUGAAAAUUAAACAUGUAAAAUAA